AUGAGGGUAAAUCGGCUAGGGCUUUUCAUCUGCUUCACCUCUCCAGAUUCCGAGUGGGAAGAAUCAUCCUUAGCAAUGUCUCCAGCUAAAGUUGAUACUACGAAGAAGGCCGACCCAAAGGCCAAGGCCUUGAAGGCUGCGAAAGCAGUGAAGUCUGGCCAGAGCUUCAAGAAGAAGGACAAGAAGAUCAGGACCAAGGUUACCUUCCACAGGCCAAAGACAUUGACCAAGGCCAGAGACCCCAAGUACCCAAGAAUCAGUGCAGUGCCAAGGAACAAGUUGGACCAUUACGGUAUCCUCAAGUACCCACUCACCACUGAAUCCGCAAUGAAGAAGAUUGAAGACAACAACACUCUUGUCUUCAUCGUCGACAUUCGUGCUGACAAGAAGAAGAUCAAGGCCGCUGUGAAGAAGAUGUAUGACAUCCAGACCAAGAAGGUCAACACCCUCAUCAGGCCUGAUGGAACGAAGAAGGCUUACGUGAGGCUCACACCAGACUAUGAUGCUUUAGAUGUUGCUAACAAGAUCGGCAUUAUCUAA
Microthlaspi erraticum is the source of this 540-nucleotide messenger RNA. Lineage: Eukaryota; Viridiplantae; Streptophyta; Magnoliopsida; Brassicales; Brassicaceae. The record is from the annotation of a GenBank genome assembly.